Messenger RNA from Parasteatoda tepidariorum (common house spider), 3337 nucleotides. RefSeq names its product 5'-3' exoribonuclease 2 Rat1 (gene Rat1). The record is from RefSeq and is a predicted model, not a curated record. Gene Ontology annotation, cellular component: nucleus. Gene Ontology annotation, biological process: nuclear-transcribed mRNA catabolic process. Gene Ontology annotation, molecular function: 5'-3' RNA exonuclease activity; RNA binding. Lineage: Eukaryota; Metazoa; Arthropoda; Arachnida; Araneae; Theridiidae.
CAGAAAAAAACGAAUCGAAGUGAAGUGUUGUGUAUUUAGGUUGCGGUGAGUUUUCUUGUUUUGUUGACAAAAAUAAAAUUAAAUAUUUAAAAACUUUACUUGCCAAGUUAUUAAUUUGGAUAUAAUACUCAUUUAAUAGUUUUUAUUUAAGAUGGGAGUACCCGCAUUUUUCCGCUGGCUGAGUAAGAAGUAUCCUUCAAUAGUUGUCCAUUGUGUUGAAGAAAAAGGUAAAAUUAUUGAUGGAGUUAAAAUUCCAAAUGACUCUUCUCAACCAAAUCCCAAUGAUGUGGAAUUUGAUAAUUUAUAUUUAGAUAUGAAUGGUAUUAUUCAUCCUUGUUGCCAUCCUGAGAACAAAGCUGCUCCAAAAGAUGAGGAAGAAAUGAUGAUUGCUAUUUUUGAGUACAUUGACAGAAUAUUUAACAUUGUUAGACCUAGACGCCUACUCUACAUGGCUAUAGAUGGUGUAGCUCCACGUGCUAAAAUGAACCAACAAAGAUCGAGACGUUUUCGUGCUGCUAAGGAAACAACAGAAAAAGUAGACUUGAUUGCUCGUUUGCGAGAGGAAUUAGCAGACAAGGGUAUUUCACUACCUCCAGCAAAGCCUAAAGAAGAACAUUUUGAUAGUAAUUGUAUAACCCCAGGAACACCUUUUAUGGCACGUCUUGCCAAGUGCCUUCACUAUUACAUUCAUGACAGAUUAAACAGUGAUCCCGGUUGGAAAAAUAUUGAAGUUAUUCUGUCUGAUGCAAAUGUGCCUGGUGAAGGAGAACAUAAAAUAAUGGAUUACAUUAGAAGACAACGGUCUAAUCCUGAUCAUGAUGCAAACACUCGUCAUUGUCUAUGUGGAGCAGAUGCUGACUUGAUCAUGUUGGGCUUAGCUACGCAUGAACCCAACUUCACUAUUAUUCGAGAAGAGUUUAAGCCAAAUCAACCAAGGCCCUGUGAAUUAUGUGGUCAAAUAGGUCAUGACAUGAAAGAGUGUACAGGAGGGGCGAAACAGAAACAAGGUGAAUUUGAUGAAUUGGAAAAGCCUCUAGAAAUUGAUACAGAGUUUAUUUUCAUCCGUUUAAAUGUCUUGCGAGAAUAUCUUGCUAAAGAAUUGGCUAUGGAAAACUUACCAUUCCAGUAUGAUUUAGAACGAGCAAUUGAUGAUUGGGUAUUUAUGUGCUUUUUUGUUGGAAAUGAUUUUUUACCUCAUCUCCCAUCUCUAGAAAUCAGAGAAGGAGCCAUUGAUCGUUUGGUUGAUCUUUAUAAAAAGGCAGUAUAUAAAACUGGGGGAUUUGUGACUGACAGUGGACAUGUAGAUCUGAAUAGAGUUCAACUCAUUAUGAAUGAUCUUGGAGAAGCUGAAGAUGAAAUUUUCAAGAGACGGCAAGACAAUGAAUUAUCUUUUCGAGCCCGAGAAAAGGCAAAAAGGAAAAGAAUGAAGAUGAACAGAGAUGACAGGCCAGCUUGGACACCAGGUGGGCAAUUUAGUCCUAGGUCAUUAUCCAGAUCACCAUCACCAGUUCAAAAUGCUAGACAUGAGGCUUAUCAGAUGCGAAUGACUCCAGGUAAUCCACAAGAAACUAGACAACGCUUUGAAUCAAUGUUGAGACCUGCUGACUCUCCAUCAGAGGAUUCCAGAUCAGGUGGUGUCAAAAGAAAGAAUGAAAAUGAAUCAGACCCGGAAUCUGAACCAGAACCUGAAGAUGAUGUUAAGUUAUGGGAAGAUGGUUGGAAGGAAAGAUACUAUGAAGUUAAGUUUAAAGUUGACAGCGAUGAUAUUGACUUCAGACGUAAAGUUGCUCUAGCGUAUGUAGAGGGAUUAUGUUGGGUUUUGAGAUAUUAUUAUCAGGGCUGUGCCUCUUGGAAUUGGUACUUUCCAUAUCAUUAUGCUCCAUUUGCAUCCGAUUUUACUAACAUUGGAGAGCUAAAUAUAAACUGGGACAUUGGAGCACCUGUAAGUUUCAUUACUUUAAUAAAUUUCCAAUAACUAUUUUCUAUCAUGAAUGAAUCUACAUCAGCAUUGCUUUAAAAGAAAAUUAUAAGUUUCUCACCAGAAUCUUCAAUAAUAGAUUUCUACCCGACUGAUUUUAAAAUUGAUCUUAAUGGCAAAAAAUAUGCUUGGCAAGGAGUUGCUCUUUUACCAUUUGUUGAUGAGAAAAGAUUAUUAAGAGCCUUAGAGGCUGUAUACUCAAAACUUACAGAAUAUGAAAUAAAACGGAAUGUGAGGGGCUCAGAUAGACUCUAUAUUCGGAAAGGUCACACAGGUUAUGACUUUUUAGUCUCAUUGUACGAUAUCGGCACAAACUGGAAACUGGAAAUAGACAUAAAUCCAAAACUUUUCUAUGGAAUGGGUGGUAAAGUUAUACAAUCUGAAGAUGUAAUCAAUCCUAGAGAUACAAUUAAGAGUCCUCUACAGGCUUUGCCAGACAUACCAGAAAAUGCAGCAGUGUGUAUCAGUUUCAUCGAUCCACAAUACCCAGAUGGAUUUAUUUUUCCUGCAGAGAGAUUAAAGACAGCUGUUGAUCCUCCAAACGUUUUACAACCAGGCCAAAUGCCUGUAGAGGAUUUUAGAAGUUUGUACAAAAGCAAUCGCAGCUUUAGAAGACCCCAAGUGGGCAUGGCACCAUAUAAUAAAAGAGUUUCUUUAGAUUCUGGUGGUCAUAGAAUGCUAAAUCGUAGUUUAGGGAAUCAAGGUUAUGGAAAUGUUCCACCUCCUGGUGGAUAUGGAAGACAUGAUGGAUACUCUAGGCAUCAUCAACAAUCAAAUUCUUAUCAAGGACGUGGACCAGGACGAUAUGAUUCAAAUCGUGGUCAUAGUUCAAGUCACUCAUCUUACGGACAUAAUAGACCCAGUAGUGGUCCUUAUUGGGGUUCAGCACCACCACCACCACAAGGAGGAAGUGGUGCAGGUCAUUGGGGUCCAAUGCAACCUUCUAUUCCUCCAAGGCCUUAUCCACCUUCACAUAGGCAUGAUGACAGAAGAGAUCGAGACAGAAGGAGCUAUCCUCCCUCAGGAAGAAGUUCCUAUUCAUCCGAUGGACGAUAUUGAAACACAUACUUGUAGGCCUCUCAUUUUUUAGCACACAUCUUAUAUGGACCACAUUGAUCAUGUUCUCCACAAUUUUGUAUGAUAUGUAUUCCAUAAAGUGAAUUGUUGUUUUUUUCUCUGUUACAAAUAUUUUAGCUAUGAAAUAUAAUAAUUUGUAUAGAUUUCUUGUGAGGCUUAUCUUGUAUCAAUGUGAAAAGAUUCAUUAUCUACACAUGUAUUAUUUUGCAUAUUUAACUGACCAUCAGUGUGAGAAACUGUACCAGGUUUUUAAAAUAUGUUGUAAUAAAAAAAUUUGUUCAA